CUUCGAGUAAGACUCUCUCAUACACACUGUCUUUUGUUCUUUACUUCAUAGUACUGUGAUAUUGAUAUAGGACGCUGCAGCUCUAUUAGAGUAACACUCUGUUCGCUCGGUGCUUGGUUUAUAUAAUUUAUCAGUCAGAAGCUGCAGAAUGGCGAGCACUCCGGCCGGCCAGCAGCCGGUGUCCCGCGGCAGCAGCACUCCUCUGAGCCCCGCGCGGAUCUCCCGCCUGCAGGAGAAGCGGGAGCUGCAGCAGCUCAACGACCGGCUGGCCGCCUACAUCGACACGGUGCGCAGUCUGGAGUCCGAGAACAGCCUCCUGCAGCUGCAGAUCAGCGAGCGAGAGGAGGUGCGGAGCCGCGAGAUCACCGGCCUCAAAGCGCUCUACGAGACCGAGCUGGCGGACGCGAGGACGGCGCUGGACGACACGGCGCGGGAGCGCGCACGCCUGCAGCUUGAGCUGGGCAAGAUUAAGAGCGAGCACGAGCAACUGCAGCACACAUUCUCCAGGAAGGACUCGGAGCUGGCCAGCACUCAGGCCCAGCUGAAGGAGGCUGAAGCGCUGCUGAACUCUAAAGAGGCGGCGCUGAACACUGCUGUGUCUGAGAGGAAGGCUCUGGAGAACACACUGACAGACCUGCAGCUUCACGUCCAGGAGCUGGAGGGAGGGCUGAGCUCGGCGAGGAAGCAGCUGUCAGACGAGACUCUGCUGCGUGUGGAUCUGGAGAACCGCUGCCAGAGCCUCACAGAGGAGCUGGACUUCAGGAAGAACAUGUUUGAGGAGGAGAUCAAGGACACGCGGCGCAGGCACGAGAGCCGUCUGGUGGAGGUGGACUCGGGUCGUCAGAUGGAGUAUGAGUUCAGGCUGGCUGCGGCGCUGGCCGACAUGAGACAGCAGCACGACGAGCAGGUCUCGCUCUAUAAGGACGAGAUGGAGCAGACCUACAUGGCCAAACUGGAGAACGUGCGCCUGUCGUCCGAGAUGAACAGUUCUUCAGCGAGUAUGGCCCGUGAGGAGCUGCACGAGUCCAUGCUGAGAGUGGAGGGUCUGACCGCUCAGCUCGCCGGCCUGCAGAAAGAGGCGCGUGCGUGGCAGGAUCAGAUCCGUGAGCUGGAAGCGGCUCUGAGCCGGGAGAAGGAUCUGAGCCGCAGGUUACUGGCAGAGAAGGAGCGAGAGAUCGCAGAGAUCCGAGCCAAGAUGCAGCAGCAGCUGGACGAGUACGAGCAGCUGCUGGACGUGAAGCUGGCGCUGGACAUGGAGAUCAACGCCUACAGGAAGCUGCUGGAGGGCGAGGAGGAGAGGCUGAAGCUGUCUCCCAGCCCCUCGUCUCGUGUGACCGUGUCCCGCGCCUCCUCCAGCCGCAGCGUUCGCACCACACGAGGGAAGAGGAAGCGUGUGGAUGUGGAGGAGACCGAGGCCAGCAGCAGCGUCAGCAUCGCUCACUCCGCGUCUGCCACGGGGAGCGUCUGCAUCGAUGAGCUGGACGUGGACGGGAACUUCAUCCGCUUGCACAACAACUCUGAGCAGGAUCAACCCAUGGCAGGAUUUCAGCUGACCAGAACUAUUGGGGAUGUUUCUGCUACGUAUAAAUUCACUGCCAAAUACGUCCUGAAGGCUGGACAGAAAGUAACGAUCUGGGCGUGUAAUGCGGGCGUGAGCUCCAACCCUCCUGCUGACCUGAUCUGGAAGAACCAGAGCUCGUGGGGCAGCGGUCAGAACAUUAAAGUGCUUCUGCUGAGCCCAGGAGGAGAGGAAGUAGCUGUGAGGAGCACCGUGUUCAAGACUGCAGGAGAGGAGGAGGAGGAGGAGGAGGAGGAGGAGGAGGAGGAAGCUGACGUCCAGGAGCGUCUCUUUCACCAGCAGGAGGAUCCUCAGACUGCCAAGAGAGGAUGUGUGGUCAUGUGAUCAACACUACAGCCAAUCACAGCUGGCAGCUCAACCUCCUGAAGCUUCCCGUGGGGUGGCUCCACUUUAUUUUAUUUUAUUUUAUAAUUAUGCUUUUUAAAGUCUUUCUCCACUUCGUUUUCAGAUUUUGUGAAAGGUUUAUCAGCCUAAAUUUGAAGAACCAAAUGUUUUUCUUCUCAUGUGCAAGUUGUAACUGUGAGGACUCUUCUAGACUCGUCCACCUCAGAUUCUGUGACUAACACUUUGUUUUUAAAUCAUGUUUGUAUUGGUUUUAUAAGAUGCAGUUUUAGGUCUCUUUUCAGGACAGUUUUUAUAAUGUCUGAUAGUUUUUAGUGCAUUUAUUACAGACAGUAGACACAUUGCAUGCUAGUUUGAAUGAUAAAGUUUGAUUGUAUUUAAAGCAGCUAUUCCAAGUAUUUCACUACAUGAUCACGAGGCCUGACGCGUCCUUCAGCAGCGUAACCUGAUCAAGAGAUGCAGCUUUCGGUCUGAAACAUCAAGAUUCAGUACUGUACUUUUAUUUUAUUACAGAUCCGAUUGUCAGAGCCGAAAAGUUUUGUAUUGGUUUGGUCUAUUCCAUCUAACCAACACUAGCCUUAUGCAGACACUUAAUUUAACCUUUGAUUUGAAGAAUUGUCUCAUGCAUGCUUUAUUUUUCUGCCGCCUUUAUAUGUGAAAUGAUCAAAGUGUUGACUAUCUUCA
Carassius auratus (goldfish) is the source of this 2605-nucleotide messenger RNA. It is a transcript of the gene lmnb1, whose product is annotated as lamin B1. The record is from RefSeq and is a predicted model, not a curated record. Gene Ontology annotation, cellular component: nuclear lamina; nuclear envelope. NCBI's taxonomy places the organism in Eukaryota, Metazoa, Chordata, Actinopteri, Cypriniformes, Cyprinidae. Bases 149 to 1903 code for a protein of 584 amino acids. Gene Ontology annotation, biological process: nuclear migration; nuclear pore localization; protein localization to nuclear envelope. Gene Ontology annotation, molecular function: structural constituent of cytoskeleton. The transcript is spliced from 12 exons.